AUGUCUUCAAGUGUCAUUGAGGUCAAAAGGUAAAAAAUGGGGAGAUGAAACUAAAUUAGACAGAGUCUAGAAGGGCGUUUUGCUGGGGAGGAUGGGGAAGAUGACGGAAUACAAUAGUUCCACAUGUCAUUCUUGUGCCUUUCUGGUUUUGGUUUGUUUUGAAAGUUUUAUUGUUGAAAACUUUGGAAAACAGAUCCAUAGAGGCUUGAUCAAGCCCUUGUAGCGAGCUCUUCAGCCCUAAUAUGCCCAUCAUACCUUGAUUAAGCAAGCAAUUGACUUAUUAGAUCUACAACUGACACCAUAGCCUUCUGCCAAUCCUUAAUAAAGCCUAGUUGAUGGAUAAUAUCGAUAGAAAAACCCACUCCGACUAUAAUACCACACCAUUUAUUUAUCUUCCCCACAUUUCUCCGACUUGCUUGACCACCCACACAGCCAACCGUCGUCUAGACUCCAUAACAGUCCCAAUGUAAUCCCAUUUACCAUGUUAGUUGAGACGGUUUUACUUUCGAAUUUAACGUCUUCCCUGUUUCUACCGACGGGAGAAAAACGGGCACAGCAAUUUGUUUCGACGAUCUUUUUAUUGAAACACCCCGAUUUUUGUACCAAGAACACUAUAAGAAGAUAGAAGACGGGGUUUUGUUGGUUUUUCCCAUCAAAUUCGGUCUCAAAUUAUCCUCUCAGUUAUUCUUCACACUUUUUUAGUGAAAGUCGCCGAGAUUCAUUCGAAUUGCGGCGAUUUUAAUGGAAUGCGAAAGGAGACAAUGAUCCAUGCAAAUUCUGUAAUGGGUUUUUUCGAACUUCGGAAAGAGUUCGCUUUAAUUGCACCGGUUUUAUAAUUGGAGGGCCACGAGCAUGAAGAUGAUGUUCUUAUCGGCUGUUUCUCUAAACGUUUUAACUAUUUUUUGUCAUAGAUUGUAACUAAGGUUCCCUUGUAAGGCGCGUCGGUUGAUUCGUUGUUUUGGUGUUAGUUUUCUUUUCGAGUGACGUCAUUUUGGACAUCUUACAGCGGCAACGGGCCGUGCUCGGUUGAAAGUUUUUACAAAUAUGAUUUCAGGCCACGCGUUUUAUGUGACAUGCGGCCAUUCAAAUUUCUUGGAGAGUAUUUUUGUCAAUGUAUAUUACUCUCAUUACUUUUCCCAGUAAGCUAUGCAGAAACAGGUAAGAAUCACAGAAAUAUUGUGAAACUAUCGAUGAUUAUAGCCACAGGCAAGGAAUGUGUAUGUGGCCGAGAGCUGAAGCCUGUCUGUGGAAGCGACGGUCACACAUACGAGAACGAAUGUCAAUUUAGAUGUGCUCAAGUAUUAGAGAGUUCGUUGCUUCUACGUUAUCAUGGAGCUUGUUGCCCGCCGGCCAGUUUAUGCACAGAACAUCGUAAUCCGGUCUGUGAUGAUCAUGGUAUGCCAUCUAUGUCUCUGCUAAUUUUAACACAUCUUAGGCAAUAGUUACGAGAACGAAUGCCAUUUUGAAUUCCAAAAAUGCGUCGCAAAACGACUCCAAAAUAUAAAUUUGAAGCUUCGAAGUCGAGGAAAAUGCGGCGAGGAGACUACGGAGCCUUCUCUCUUGCCUCAGGAGGAAAUGUCGAUGACAAAAUCGACCAGUCGAUGUGAAUUCGAAUGUCCGGACGAUGAGGAUUUCGUGUGUGAUACGAACGGGAUUACUCAUCAAAACACUUGCUUGUAAGUGCCGUUAAAACCACCCUUUCUGAGAAGGUUUUAAUUUUGUUGUCGCUCUCAUAAUCGCCCGACUUUUACAGCUUUGAACGAAUUCUCUGCGCCUUAAGAGAACGAGGUCGACAACCCAUUGGGAUCGAACACGACGGGAAAUGUAACGAAAACAGCGAAGAAGACAUCAUGGCAGAGAGCUCCAGCAGCGAGAAGCCGGAAGCAACUUGUAAGCGAUAAUGGGGAAAUUAAGAAAUUGCGGGCAAAAAUCAAAAAUAACAUUUCAAAUUCUACAAGAAUCAUUGAAAUUUUUUGUACCUUUAGCUAAAACGACAACAACUUCGACAACUUCAACAACCUCUCAUCCAGCUUUAGCAUUUGGCACCAAAGUCUAUGACGCAUCUAGAAGACAACCAUCGCAACUCAACCCGCUCCCUCAAUCUGUGCCCUAUGAUACCGCGGAAUCUCCAUUAGUCCCCUUGCAAUCAUCUAACAACACAAAGACAGCAGUUGUCGGAAGUCGCACUCGACCUCCGUUGCCAGCUUCAGCUGUCAUCCCACAUGAAGAGCAAUGUUCGGCCGAAGAUUGCGAUAAAAAGUGGGAUCCAGUCUGUGAUAACAAGAAUAAUACUCAUCGCAAUAUGUGCCUGUAUCAAUUCAGAGUGUGCAAAAUGAAGAAAUCAAGCAUCGGGAGCCAAUUUAUUCCCGAGAUCGUGAAGAAAGGAGCUUGUAACGAUACAGUAAGAACUCUUCCAUGGAUUUAUAACACCUCUUUAGCUAGCCACAACUCCCUCAUCAAACCCAACUACACAUACUGCAGUAAAAAACUCUGCCAAGCCUGAAGACUGCAAAUUGUGUGACGACAAAAGUACGAAAACCCCAGUAUGUGACAACACCAAUCAUACCCAUCAGUCGGCUUGUCUAUUAGCUCAAUGGAACUGCAAAAUGAGACAACAUAAACUGGAAGAGAGAGUUUUGGUUCAUGUUGGAGCAUGCAGGUCCAACUCCCUUAUGUUCUCAUUAAAAGUAAGUCCUAGUAUUACUAGUAAUAUUAAAAUAAUUACAAAAAAUUCAAAGAUCACGGAACAGUGAAACAAAAACAUUUCUGAUGAUAACGUUUUUACGAAGUUAAGAAUACGGAAAACGUAUAUGAGUCGUAUAUACAUGUCAUUUGCAGGACGAAGAGUGCCCAAAACAAUGUACAAAUCAAUACAAACCCGUCUGCGACAGCCAGGGCAUGACGCAUCCCAAUUUGUGCACUUUCCAAAUGUUCAAUUGCAGGCAACGAAAACAAGUAGGUCAAGAACGGAGAUUAACUGUAAUAAGGCUAUGCAGACAUAAGAUUAAAAAACUGCAAUCAAACAGUAAUUAUGUGCCUAAAAAUACACUUACAAGAGAUGAAAAUACAGUAGGCAACGAGAUAUUAAAUUUUAGAAAACUCCAAACACAUCUUGGUUGAUAAGCUUGUCAGAAUGCCAAAAGAAACAGGAGGGAACAACUACGAAAGCUCCCACAACAACAUCCAAACCUUUGAGCACAAAACCGCCAGCUCCAACAGCUCCACUGACAAUUACAAAGUUGGUUGGAUGGAAGAAAGAUGACUUAAGCAGUGAGCCAAAAGAUGAUGCCUUUGUCACCCAAACUAUGAUGACACAAAAUGUAACUUCCAAUGAUUUUGAAUGCCCAGAACCUUUAUGUCCAGAAGAAAAAGAGCCAAUCUGCGAUAAUGAGGGGACCAUUCAUAAGUAAGUUCUGGAUGUCCUUGCGUUUUGACGUUUUUUUAGGAAUCUUUGCAUGUUUGCUUACGCUCGAUGCCUGGCCGCACGUGGAGGCAAAAUUUUGAGUGCAGUAGCUGAUGAAGAAUGCAGUGCUAAUCGCUGCAGAAUUAUCGAAGAAAAAAGUUGCGAUGAAACUGAUAAGGAUUAUAUUUGUGGCACUGAUUUCCACACUUAUAAUAACGAAUGUUUAUUCACAAAAGCGCAAUGUUUGGAUUCGGAUCUAGAGGUUCUUUUCAAAGGAAAAUGUGAAGUCUGCUUGACCAAACCAUGUCCAAUUGUUGAUGCUAGCGAUAACAGCAUUCCCGAUUCUGAAUUAAUCUGUGACCAGAAUGGAGAGACCAAAACUCUUUGUGAAUUUGAUAUGAUCAAAUGUAUAUACGAAAUAAAACUUGGUCAUAACAUCACCGAAGCUUAUGUAAGUGAUUUUGACUGUGUCUGGAAAUGUUUUUACUACUAUAAUAUAUACCUCUGCUUUUCAGACCGGCAGAUGUUGUCCAACUCUUGACUCUUGUCCAAGCACGAAUCAGCCAGUCUGUGAUACAAGGAAUCAACAGCAUCGCAAUCUCUGCCAUUUCCAAGUCGCUCAAUGUCGUGUUGCCAAGAUUGAACAAUCGCAGACUCCACUUACAUUACGUAAUAACGGUACCUGCAAGACCAUUGCUAAACAGCCAACGCCUGUCGAAGUUAAGCCGGCUGUAACUCUUGCUCCACUUGUUUCUCCAUUCAAGCCAGAGCCCGUUCGAGCGAUUGAAACGUCAGCAUCAGCACCACGAAGCCUCGCAAACUCUCCCUUGCCCUCAGUAAACGGAGGACGCUCUACAUUCUCCAGAUUACCAACGGCUCCAAGACCUUCGAAUCCUGCAACAAAGACCAUUGUUGCCCCGAGUGUUUUGUCGUCGGAGAAUCAUGAUCAUGAAGGGAUUCAGCCAGGUACGCCUCACGUUUGUCGUCGUCCUGGGCGGCCAUUCCGUGUUCCUCAUCGUGCGAAUCGAACGAGACGGCCGUUGAGAAGACGGGUGACAGUCCAGGCCCGCCGCUAUUGGCGGUAUUGGUAUUGGACUCACACACGUACUCUCCGGUCUAGCCGAAGGGGUUAAUUGCACAGAAAGACACCAGCACAGAAAUGUUUUCAUUUUGCCAUUUUGGAUUUGCAAACUCCUCAAGCUUUUGCUUUCUUCCACUCAUUUUUUGUACACUUUUUCUUAACUUCAAUGCUUCGUCCGAACGGCCUGUAUUUGAAUAGUUUUUAUUGCAAUUUCCGUAGUCUUAUCGGUCUUAAAAGUCUUGCCAUAAUGUCAUAUCAAAUACGUUUACCUUGAGAUCUCUUACAAUUAAGGAUUGUUGAGGAUUGUGUUAUAUAACAGUGCACUAUUAAUCAUUUUGCAUUUGGAUUUGCGUUUAUUACAUUAAUAAACACUUGAACACUUGAGCUUCACGUUUUGCACUCUCUGAAAAAAUAUAAUGCCGUUUUACUGGAGAAUUUUUGAUUUUACAGACAAUGAGGAUGACACCAUGCUUUUUCCAAUUGAGAUCGUCCCCACAAUGAUUUGUGAAUUCAACUGUACAGAUGAAUAUGAGCCGAUCUGUGGGUCUGAUGGGAUAACGUAUAUCAGCAAAUGUCAUUACGACGCAAAGAAAUGUCAGCGCGAACAUCGAAAAGAAAAAAAUGACGUUAAAAUUGAAUACGAAGGAGCUUGUUGCACUGUUCUUGAUUGCUGGGACGAGUACAGUCCUGUUUGUGACAACUUGGGAAGGAGCCAUCUGAAUCUGUGUGUGUUCAGCAAUGAGAGAUGCGUUAGUUUGAAGCAUAAGUCAGCUAAUUUGACAAUCAACAACUUUGGUUUGUGUCCUGGAGAUAGCUGCGAAUUUGAAUGCCCCAAAAUUUAUCAGCCAAUUUGUGGAAGCAAUGGCAAGUCGAAUUAUUUUUUUUCAACGAUCGGACAUUACAUGUUAUUUCAGGUGAAACUUAUGUCAACGAAUGUGAGCUUAGAAAGUUAAACUGCGUCAAACGGAAAUCAGAACAUCACAAAGAAAUCCUGGUUGAUUAUCCAGGUAAGAGAUUGCAUCUCCUUCUAAACAAAUAUUCACAAAAAUUUCAGACGAAUGUUGCGAAGUAAAGCAGUGUCCCGAGUUCUACUCACCCGUUUGCGAUGCUAACGGCAAAACUCAUGUAAAUAAGUGUGUGUUUGAGGCUGAGAAAUGCGUGCACAAACGAAGGAAUGGAACCGAUCUUGUUCUUGCCUAUGAAGAUGCUUGCUGUCAGGAUGCGGAGUGCCCAGAGGACAUUGAAGAGCCCAUCUGUGACGGCGAAGUGACACAUAAGAAUUGGUGCACCUUCAGGUUCGUUUUAUUCCUCUAGCAGUGUUCUACACCCAUUUGCAUAUCAAUCUCAAAGAUUUUUAGGGUAGCUCAAUGUGAAGCCGAGAAGAAGAACACGACCAUUUUUCCCGAAUACUCAGGAGUUUGUUGCCAACGCCCCAGUGGCGUCUGCGCUCAAUCUGGGGAGAUCUGUGACACUGACGGAACAACCCACAAAGAUAGAUGUGAAUUUGAAUACAAACGUUGCAUUGAUGAUCGUCAUGGAACUCGAGGUCGUCUUCAGGUUGCGUAUGAAGGGAAAUGCUGUGAAAAGAAGGAAUGCCCAACAGUUGAAGAGCCGGUUUGUGAUUCGGCAGGGAAAACACACCGGAAUCCGUGUUUCUUCCAAAAUGAAGCCUGCAAUUAUAAUAAGAAGCAUCCGUCAAGUCAACUAACAAUUCUUUAUGACGGAGAAUGUUGCGCUGACAAUUGUGGUGACAGUAUUCAGCCUGUUUGUGAUGACAAACGGGGAGUUCAUUUAAACUUAUGCAAAUUUAACGUCAAGAAAUGCGAAGCUGAGAAACGGUAAGUCUUGAUCUAUUCUAAAUAAAAUUUGAUGAUUUAAAAAAUACAGAGGGUCCGAGUCGCUACUCCAAGUCCGAUGUGAUCAAAAUCAACUGGGUUCGCUGAAACGACUGAUGUUUUGGUAG
Messenger RNA from Bursaphelenchus xylophilus (pine wood nematode), 6447 nucleotides. Lineage: Eukaryota; Metazoa; Nematoda; Chromadorea; Rhabditida; Aphelenchoididae. The record is from the annotation of a GenBank genome assembly.